Molecule: messenger RNA, 3231 nt
Organism: Hemiscyllium ocellatum (epaulette shark)
Lineage: Eukaryota; Metazoa; Chordata; Chondrichthyes; Orectolobiformes; Hemiscylliidae
Gene: slitrk3a
Product: SLIT and NTRK-like family, member 3a
Exons: 2
Coding region: 193-2817 (874 amino acids)
Biological process (GO): regulation of presynapse assembly; axonogenesis; positive regulation of synapse assembly
Cellular component (GO): postsynaptic density membrane; GABA-ergic synapse
Molecular function (GO): protein binding
Source: RefSeq, a predicted model, not a curated record
ACUUACAUUCUUAUCACGUCGGCAUUUUCCUCAGACUCUUCAACAGCGGGAGUGAAGGCAGCUCGAGCAAAUCCUCAACUCUUUUCACUUCUUGAACUAAAAUCGGCUACGGACGUCAUUGCAUCUCCAGGAGUUCCCCUACGCCUAAUAACUGCUGUACCUCCAGCUGAACAGAGAAACAAAAACAUAAGGAUGUUCUGGAUAACCCUUUUAAGCACAAUAGCUCUAGGAUGGAGUACGUCGAUUCCACUAAUGGAGGACUCGAAAGAGUUAGAUGAACCUUGCAUGGAGCCAUGCUACUGCGAAGAAAAGGAGAGUUUUUUGCAAAUACACUGUGAAAGUAAAGGUUUUACAAAUAUUAGUCAGAUAACCGAGUCAUGGAUGAGACCCUUUAAACUUUACCUACAAAGAAACUCUAUGAGGAAACUCUAUUCUAACGGUUUUCUGUUUCUAACCAACGCCGUAUCAAUCAAUCUUGGCAACAACGCAUUGCAGGACAUUCAGGCAGGUGCCUUUAAUGGCAUGAAACUUCUGAAACGCUUAUAUUUACAUGAAAACAAACUAGAGGUUUUUCGAAAUGAUACAUUCUUAGGUUUGGAGAGUUUGGAGUAUCUACAGGCCGACUACAAUGUGCUGAAGAGGAUUGAUGGCGGUGCAUUUAGGAACCUUAAUAGACUGAAAGUGUUGAUUAUCAAUGACAACCUGAUACCAUUUCUACCGCACAAUCUCUUCAGGGCGGUUUCCUUAACCCACAUCGAUCUGCGUGGUAAUAGGUUAAAGUCACUGGCUUAUGCGGGGACGCUGGAAUACAUUGGCAGGCGCCUCAUGGAGAUUCAAUUGGAGGAGAACCCAUGGAACUGUACAUGUGAAAUUAUGCCACUGAAGUCUUGGCUAGAAAGCAUACCAUACACGGUUCUUGUCGGGGAAAUUACGUGUGAGACACCAUUCCAUCUCCAUGGCAAGGACUUGAGGGAGAUCAGGAGAAGUGAAUUGUGCCCGAUUCAUUCAAGUGUGGAGGUAGAGGUCAGCUUGGGAAUCCCGCAGCUUGCUUCCAGUAACGACAAUGCAUGGCCUACCAAACCCUCCUCUAUGUCUUUAUCGGUGACAUACACCGCCUCUUCUGUAGAAUACAAGACAUCAGGUAAAUUACCAAAAGCAACUAAGACUCCAAACACUUUAAAAGCACAGCCAACUCUACGCAGUGUGUAUUCGGGACAAAAUCAGCCUAUAGUUGCAGGCUACCAGACCAGGCCUCCCAUCCCUAUCAUCUGUCCCACGGAGUGUUCCUGUAGCCUACAUAUCAAUGAUCUGGGUUUGACAGUACAGUGCAAAAAUAAAGCGAUCCAAAAUAUGUCUGAACUCAUACCAAGGCCGUUGAACGCUAAGAAGUUGUAUUUAACUGAUAAUCUAAUUCAGAAAAUCUACAGGUCAGAUUUCUGGAAUUUCUCCAGUUUGGAUCUUUUGCAUUUGGGGAGCAACAGCGUGUCAUAUAUUCAAGAUGGGGCUUUCAUGAAUCUUCCAAAUUUAAAGACCUUGUAUUUGAACAACAACGAAAUCGAACGUCUCACCCCCGGCAUGUUCAGAGGGCUACAGAGCUUAGAGUACCUAUAUUUCGAAUACAACAUCAUCAGAGAAAUCCAACCAGCGUCUUUUAGCUUGAUGCCCAACCUUAAACUAUUAUUUCUCAACAGUAAUCUUCUCCGAACUCUACCCACGGACGCUUUCACGGGCACCUCUCUGGGCAGGCUGAACCUGAGAAAUAACUACUUUCUGUAUCUGCCGGUGAGUGGAGUGCUCGAGCAUUUGGACUCCAUUGUACAGAUCGAUCUGAACCAGAAUCCCUGGGAUUGCUCGUGCGAUUUGAUAGCUCUCAAGCAAUGGGUGGAAAAGAUCAGCACAGUGAAACUGAUUGGCAGCGUGCUGUGCGAGACGCCGGAGUUCCUCAGCGGGGUGGAUCUGAAGAUGGUCGACUACGAGGUGUUGUGCCCUGAACUGAAACAUGCCGCUGCCUCUCCGGCCGUGCCCGGCUCCGGGGGGAAUGGUAAUGUGAUCUCCACAACCACAGGCUUCGGCUUCUCCUCGCAAGGUGGCGCCAUUCCUCUUUCAGUCCUGAUCCUGAGCCUUCUGAUCAUUUUCAUUUCCGCUGUAUUUAUUGCAGCGGGUCUCUUUGCUUUCGUGCUUAGGAGGCGUAAGAAAUCGCCCUUCAGGAGACGGCAGGACGUAGACCUGACUGGUAUGCAAAUGCAGUGCAGAAUCUUCGAGGAGAGAGCUGCCAACUCACCCGAGAAAGCGGCCAGCCACGUCUAUGACUACAUCCCCCAUCCCGUCACUCAAAUGUGCAACAAUCCUAUCUAUAAACCACGUGAGGGAGAAAUGGAGGAGGAAUUCUCAGAGACUCAGGAAAAUAAUACUAAUUACAAAACUCUGGAGAAAGACAAGGAAUGGAAAACGUCACUGUCCAACAGCAACCUUAAUACCAUAGUUACGAUUAAUCAGACUAACGAUUUUGCAAGUUUUCCAGAAAAUGGGGUUAUUUAUCCCACUGUGUUGGACAGAGAUAGAGCAGCUCACACGGUUGGCUUUGUGGACUGUCUGUAUGGCACCGUGCCCAAGUUAAAAGAGCUACAUGUCCACCCACCUGGCAUGCAAUAUCCUGACUUACAGCAAGAUGCCAGGUUUAAAGAAACCAUUCUUUUUGGCUCAUCUGGACGGGGAUACCCUGAGCAAACCCAGAGCGAAUACCUCGAGUUAAGGGCCAAACUUCAAACUAAGCCAGACUACCUCGAAGUACUAGAGAAGACAUCAUACCGAUUUUAGAUAUCAUACCAACGGAAACGAACCCCAAACACAGCAUGUUUUAGAAGGUAAAGGGAAAUUAUCCGCCACCCCCCUCAUUAGGUUGCUUUGGACGAAAGGCCAUAUUCAAAUCAUAUUCAAUGAAGUGCCUUUGCAGACUUUAGCCAGCAAUGAUAUCAAUCAUAUUUUUUUAUGGUAACGAGAACUGACUGUGCCGUCUGUAGUCAUAUAGAGGGCUGGUUAUCGACCGUCAUAUAAAUAGCCCUAUUCAUUACUGGCAGCGACUUUGUUCACUUUAUUUGGCAGGAAGUGAUGCCUCUCUCUUGCUCUCUCCCUCUCACACCCAAAUGAACGCCGAGGGCAAAAUUUGUGAAACAUUGACUGCAGUCUUGCUGCAUGUGUAAAACUGCCGGCGUGUAACUCGCUCAAAUGACA